AAUCAUUAGAACUAAAGUUAGUCAAGGUUACAUACAUAUUUUUUGCACACUAUAUAUUUGAACUCUUCAAAUUUACAGAUUUUGGGCAUUUUAAUGCUUUUUGCUAUGUCUGGGACAUUUUUUGGAGAGACUCGGAUACUUUUGGACAUUUCGACGAUUUUAAACACUAUAACUUGCGUGUUCAGACCAAAAUCUACAUCCUGGUAUUAUUGCCUCUGAUAUUGAAUAAGUCUUUUAAUGUGAUGCAUGUUUCACAGCUGUUCCAUCGCCUUCUUGAGGAGAAUCCAAGUGCUGCAGAGAAAGUGAUUGCAGUUCAUGGUGAUGUCAGUCAACCUAAUUUAGGAAUGAGUGAUAAAGAUUAUGCCAAAGUUACUGAAGAAGUUACGAUUGUCUUUCAUAUUGCAGCAGUUGUAAGUUUCACAAAACCUCUAAGGUACAUGGCAAAUCAAAAUUCCGUUAGUGUGAAACAUGUGAUAGAAUUUGCGCGGAAAUUGAAGAAAUUAGAGGCUUUGGUAUGCACUUCAACUGCCUUUUCAAAUUCAAAUCAACAUGAAAAAAUAGAAGAAACUAUUUAUCGCUUGCCUUGGACUGGAGAAAGAUUUUUAAAAGCACUGGAGUAAGUAAAUUUGUCCCAUGU
Messenger RNA from Parasteatoda tepidariorum (common house spider), 637 nucleotides. Its product is annotated as fatty acyl-CoA reductase 1-like. Gene Ontology annotation, cellular component: peroxisome. Gene Ontology annotation, molecular function: alcohol-forming very long-chain fatty acyl-CoA reductase (NADP+) activity. NCBI's taxonomy places the organism in Eukaryota, Metazoa, Arthropoda, Arachnida, Araneae, Theridiidae. The record is from RefSeq and is a predicted model, not a curated record. Gene Ontology annotation, biological process: long-chain fatty-acyl-CoA metabolic process.